AAUUCUUCUUUCUCUAGGUCACUUGGUAUUCUUGACUUGAUGAAAAAAGACAAUGGUUCUAAGGUGACAGAAUUUGUUCUUCUGGGUCUGUCAUCAUCCUGGGAGCUACAGCUAUUUCUCUUCUUAAUAUUUUUGUUGUUUUACAUAGCUAUUGUGCUGGGGAACCUCUUGAUAGUGGUAACAGUGAGAGCUGAUGCCCACCUGCUCCAGUCUCCUAUGUACUAUUUUUUGGGCCAUCUGUCCUUCAUUGACCUAUGCCUGAGCUGUGUUACUGUGCCCAGGAUGUUAGGGGAUUUCCUACAGCAGGGUAAGAUCAUCUCUUUCUCAGGAUGCCUGGCCCAGAUCUACUUCCUGCACUUUCUGGGAGCCAGUGAGAUGUUUCUGCUGACAGUCAUGGCCUAUGAUAGGUAUGUUGCCAUAUGUAAUCCUCUGCAUUACCUGAUAGUCAUGAAUCGCCAGCUAUGCCUUCAGUUGGUUUUUGCCUGCUGGUGUUGGGGUUUCAUCCACUCUAUAACACAGGUUGCACUGGUCAUCCAGCUUCCCUUCUGUGGCCCCAAUGAACUGGACAACUUCUACUGUGAUGUCCCACAGGUCAUCAAGCUAGCCUGCACGGACACAUUCGUGGUAGAGGUGCUGAUGGUCUCGAACAGUGGUCUGCUAUCUCUUAUUUGCUUCUUGGUCUUACUAUUCUCUUAUGCUGUCAUCCUGAUCACCCUGAGAACUUGCUUCCACCAUGGCCAGAGCAAGGCACUCUCUACCUGUGCCUCCCACCUAAUAGUGGUCAGCCUGAUCUUUGUGCCGUGUGUAUUCAUCUACCUGAGGCCUUUCUGCAGCUUCUCCAUGGAUAAGGUAUUCUCCAUCUUUUACACAGUGAUCACACCUAUGUUAAACCCCCUCAUCUACACACUCAGAAAUGCUGAUAUGAAGACAGCUAUGAAGAAGCUGAGAAAAAAGCAUGUGGCAUCCUUCUGCCACGUUAAAGGAUGA
Messenger RNA from Equus quagga, 987 nucleotides. Its product is annotated as olfactory receptor 4Q3-like. NCBI's taxonomy places the organism in Eukaryota, Metazoa, Chordata, Mammalia, Perissodactyla, Equidae. The transcript has a single exon. Gene Ontology annotation, cellular component: membrane. Gene Ontology annotation, molecular function: olfactory receptor activity; G protein-coupled receptor activity. The record is from RefSeq and is a predicted model, not a curated record. Gene Ontology annotation, biological process: G protein-coupled receptor signaling pathway. The coding region runs from base 40 to 987 and encodes 315 amino acids.